AAGUGCAAAACAGUGUUAAAGAAAAGGGAAAAAAAACUCACCUAAAAUUCAACCGAAGCACUAAAAAAAAGAAAAAAUCUCAUAUUAAUCAUCUCUUUGUUUUCUUGGUUCCAUGUACACAAACCUCAAGCUUUGUUUUUGCUGAUUUUGGGAAUUUGACUUUGGUUUUCCUUUUCUUGAGGAUUUGGACUUCAAGAAAAUAUGGCAAAGGAUAGGCAUAUAGGUGUGGCCUUGGAUUUUUCCAAGGGAAGCAGAUUAGCUCUCAAAUGGGCCAUUGACAAUCUGCUAGACGAAGGUGACACCCUCUAUGUCCUUCACGUCAAGCCCUCACAAGGGGAAGAGUCUUGCAACCUUCUUUGGUCCACUACUGGUUCACCUCUGAUUCCACUGGUGGAGUUUCGUGAUCAGGAGGUGGCAAAAAAAUAUGAGGUUAAACUUGAUCCAGAGGUUUUGGAUAUGUUAGACACCGUCUCUAGGCAGAAACAGGUGAUUGUAGUGGCAAGAAUUUACUGGGGAGAUGCAAGAGACAGAUUAUGUGAGUCCGUAGAGGAUCUGAAGCUUGACUGUCUGGUCAUGGGUAGCAGAGGCCUUGGUUCCAUACAAAGGGCGCUGCUUGGGAGUGUGACCAACUAUGUGAUGACAAAUGCAACUUGCCCUGUGACUGUCGUCAAGGAUCCAAGUGCUCAUGGGUUCUGAUCAAAAUCUGAAUUUGAUCUUGCAGCGAUGAUUUGUGCUUUCCCUUUCUUUGGCUUGUACCUGCUUGUAUUGAAAUGUGAGUGGUUCUGAGUUUCUACCUCUUCACGGGCUAUCUUCAUAUUAUAUAACCUUAUAGUUGUUAUACAAUAUGGUUGGAGACUGUUGUGGCUUUUACCAAGGUUUCAUGUCUUUGAAGCUUGCUCAAUAUAGUUUGCUUUCAACUGUUUUGAACUCUACUUGCGCUAAUAAAUUUUGGGAGCAUGAAGUAGCAGUAAAGUUCUGUAUCAGCUUUGACAGUUCAUCUUUAUAGUGAAAUCUAUUACAACUAA
Molecule: messenger RNA, 1025 nt
Organism: Hevea brasiliensis (rubber tree)
Lineage: Eukaryota; Viridiplantae; Streptophyta; Magnoliopsida; Malpighiales; Euphorbiaceae
Product: universal stress protein PHOS32-like
Exons: 4
Coding region: 202-696 (164 amino acids)
Source: RefSeq, a predicted model, not a curated record